Messenger RNA from Pipistrellus nathusii (Nathusius's pipistrelle), 1302 nucleotides. NCBI's taxonomy places the organism in Eukaryota, Metazoa, Chordata, Mammalia, Chiroptera, Vespertilionidae. The record is from the annotation of a GenBank genome assembly.
AUGCCGGCUAGGGGCAAGAGAAAAGGGAAAGGCAAGAUAAAAAAAAAAGACAAAGACAAGAUUAAGAAGAUACCAAAAAUGGAGGAAAGUACAAUAGAAAGAGCCAAGGCCAGUGCCUCCCUUUGGGAGGCCAGGCUGGAAAUCACAGAACUCUCUAGGAUUGAGUAUCGUGAUACUUCUCUGAGACUUGCGAAAACGAAUGAGGACUUAAAGAAACAGCAGUAUAAAAUGGAGAAAGACACAAUGACUGUAUUAAGCUACCUGAAGAAGCAGGAUCAGGAGAAAGAUAAUAUGAUUGAAAAACUAAAACAGCAAUUGACUGAAACAAAGGAAAAAGCUCAAGAGGAGAAGGAGAAAUUGGAACAAAAGUAUAAUGUGCAAAUACAUGAACUGGAGGGACAGUUCUAUCAGAAAGCCAAAGAAAUUAGCAUGAUUCAGACAGAGCUAAAAACAAUAAAACAAUUCCAAAAACGAAAAAUUCAAGUGGAGAAAGAAUUAGAAGAUCUGAAGGAGAAUUUGAGGAACUCAGAGCGGAAACAUCAAGAGACUCUUAGAAAAUUGGAAACCAGGUUUUUUGAAGAAAAGCACCGACUAGAAAUGGAAGCUGAAAAGAAGAUAAUAAUGCUGGCAGAGAGAGCCCAUCAUGAAGCUGUUGUGCAGCUGAACAGUGCUGGAAGAGCUGUUUUUAAAGAGAAUGUUUAUCUCCAGAAAGCUCUUGACUACCACCUGAAGGAAGCUGAUACUCUACAAAAAAAAUCUAAGCAGUUGCUAGAGUCUAAAACUUCCCUUUUAUAUCAAAAGGAAAUCGACAAUCUGUUGGUUAAGGAAAAGGUUAUGCAAUUUACCCAGCAGAGAUCGCAAAUCAAAAGUCUUCAGAGGAAGGUGUUAACCUUGGAGAAUGCCCUGAAAUGUCUGACUAGAGAGUUUGAGACUGAAGUUCUAAAACUGAAGCAACAGGCAAUGGUAAAUAACCAAGGUGAUCAGAUUGAAAUUUUCAAGCUGCAGAACCUUCUUCAGAAGAAGGACAAGGAAAUGAAUAGAGUGAAGAAAUUGGCCAAGAACAUACUAGAUGAGAGAACAGAAGUGGAAAGGUUCUUUUUGGAUGCUCUAUACCAAGUGAAGCAGCAGAUUGCAUUUAACAGGAUACAUUAUAAGCAGGUGGCACAAGCUGCUUUCAAUUUAAAAAUGCGAGAGGCAUAUGCAGGAAGAACAGAAUAUCCUAAAAUUCGAACGUUUGAUGGCAGAGAGCACAGCACCAAUAGUGUGGAUCAGGAUCUUAUGGAGGCUAGUAAAUGGUACUAA